Messenger RNA from Oncorhynchus tshawytscha (Chinook salmon), 1468 nucleotides. RefSeq names its product microfibrillar-associated protein 2. Gene Ontology annotation, cellular component: microfibril. NCBI's taxonomy places the organism in Eukaryota, Metazoa, Chordata, Actinopteri, Salmoniformes, Salmonidae. The record is from RefSeq and is a predicted model, not a curated record. Gene Ontology annotation, biological process: embryonic eye morphogenesis. The transcript is spliced from 9 exons. The coding region runs from base 179 to 673 and encodes 164 amino acids.
GUCUGUGGUUGGUGGGGGUCGGCGAUGUGUCCGACAGAGGCGGGAGAGGGGGCUUGAAGGCGGGGCGCUACAAUGUGCCGUUCGGUCAGAAGUUGCUGAAGACGGACGCAUUAGACUUGCGGAUCGCCAGAGCUAAAUUGAAAUAGAGUCUUCUCUCUCCUCCACAGAGACAGCGAUCAUGAGAGUCCUCCUACUGCUCUCCAUGCCAGUCCUCCUGCUAGCUCAGCCCCCCCUCUACCAAGAACCAUUUCCUUUCCUGGAGGACUAUGGCCCUGAUUAUUUCCCAGAUAAUCCUGACACGGAUGUCCAGCAGCAGAUUCUGUCACAGGUUCCCCAAACGUUCCCUGGUCCCGAACGUCCUGGUCUGUCUGAGCAAGAGACAGAGCCCACAGAACCUGGCCCCCUAGAUUGUCGAGAGGAGCAGUACCCCUGCACCAGACUCUACUCUGUUCACAAACCAUGCAAACAGUGUCUGAAUAGCCUCUGCUUCUACAGCUUGCGAAGGGUGUAUGUGGUCAACAAGGAGGUGUGUGUCAGGACCGUGUGUGCACAUGAAGAGCUGCUAAGAGCUGACAUGUGCCGUGACCAGUUCUCUCGUUGUGGUGUAGCGGCGGUGAGUGGCCAGUGUGGGUCACUGGGGAGCAGCUGUGGGAAGAGCUGUGGAGGCUGUUGAGAACAUGGGACACAUCAGAGAACACCAGCCCAAAUACUGCCACAUCUCUAGGGUCCACAUCCCACCUCCUUCCCAUCCCAUUUUCUGUUUAAUCUUUGACUGUAUCCACUUUGGUACAAAAGAACUCCCAUGUUUCUUCUCUUUUCAUCUCUCCUCCCUUUCAGAAUUCCAUACAUAAUGAGAAGUGGGAUCAGUAGAACGUGUGUAUGGAUAAAUAUAUAUUCUUUUAUACUCAACAGAACAUUGAUGACUGUAUAAUGUCACUGGUGCUAUAAAAUCACUACCACACUGGUGCUAAGGAAUGGAAAUCAGCAAUCAGAGGCACAUAAAAAAGCAACAUUUUUAUCUUGUUUUUUAUGCCUAAUCUUAUCCUAUAUUCUAAAUCAUUGUGUGAUGUUUGUUGUUGUUUACUAUACCUGUGUUGAAAAGCAGUCAUAGUAAUGAGGGGACAGCCAGAGUGACAGCUACUGCUUACUGACCUCAACAACAGAGGCAUUAGCAAAACUCAAUCAUCCAUAACCAUCCCACUGCCUUGGCACUGACUGGGUGGCAAGCAGCGAAAAUCAGACUUGAAGAGACGGGUGCUGACCCCUGACCUCUCGAGUGUUAUUGUGUAACAUGGUCAAGGUGACUAGAGCUACAGUGGCUGGUGACCUUGCAGUGAGUGCAUAGGUUCACAUAUCAGUGGCAAGAAGUGCUUUGAAAUGCGGCUCACAAAUUGUUACUGUACUACUGCUUUGUAAAACCCUUUCACUAUACUGGAGAAAAAAAUACAGGUUUUUUACUACAACUUUA